Messenger RNA from Ilex paraguariensis (yerba mate), 183 nucleotides. NCBI's taxonomy places the organism in Eukaryota, Viridiplantae, Streptophyta, Magnoliopsida, Aquifoliales, Aquifoliaceae. The record is from the annotation of a GenBank genome assembly.
AUGCCAAAGGCGUUGGUAGAAGAUAACUGGGCGACCCCUUGGGCACGGAUGAUGACGCCAAAAUGGGGAGAGGCACGAGUGAUGCCAACUGCACACUGGGUGGCACUAGUGGCGAGCUAUACAGCUCCAGCAGUAUGGGCAGCGCUAGCAACGCGCUGGGCAAUAGUCCUCGCUGCAAGUUAG